AUGGCAUAUGGCAUAUUGAAUGAGCAUGACACCAAUAUCUUACUCUCAUCGGAUGGCAAUCUAAUAUGUGAAAAAUGUUCAUACAAUUGUAGCGUUUGCAAAAAACCUAUAUUGGAUGAGACAAUUAUGACAGGCGACGAGUCUUUUCACGUUGAUUGCUUUCGUUGUCGUCAGUGUCGUUCCAAGAUUGAUGAUUUAGUAUUUGCGAAAACAAAUCAGACAAAUCUCUACCCUCUUUACCCGAUGAGGCUUCAAGGAUCGUCUUUGGAAUCUGCUGAUUCUAUACCAAAAUCUCAUACUCUUCCUAUCUCUGAAGAUGCUGGCAUAAAUCGUCGUCAUUCUCGACUAUUUGAUAGCCAGCUUGCUGAUAUCCUUAAGAAUAAAACUGGAAAACUUAAUGGUCAUCAACGUUCCGAUGAUAAACAAAAAUCGCGUGAGGAUCUACCAAAAAAACACGGUAUUUUCUCAAAAAGGAAUGAUUCUAUAGAAAAUCUUGCGAGAAUGUUUCCUUCCAAGAAUCGCGGCGAAACAAAUGAAAAACAUUCUAGAAAUGCUUCCAUCACAAGUUUACGGAGCGAACCUUACGACGGUUCCAAUCAUACCUUGUCUCUUAAUAGUAAUUAUAGUGAUAAAAUGGAACUUUGGUCAAAAAGUAUGCAUAGGAAAAUUGACUCUUCAUCUUCAAUAAAGAAAAAAAAUUUACCAAAUCAACAACAAUUACCUCACAUUGAUGAGCGAUCAAAUUCUUUUUCACCUAACGAAGUUCCUUCUUAUUCAACUUAUUAUCCGGCACAUUCAAAUUCUCCAUCAACUCCUUCUUCAAAUUCCCCUACGAGUCCAGAUUUUCCUUCAUCUACUAAUAACGACGUAACUCCUCGCAAGGCUGCUUAUGAUAGUGGUCCGCCUGUUUUACCUCCUUUAUCCUUCUCUGAUAAAACUAACGAUGGAAAUCUCGAUGAUGCUUUGUCUGAUAUAAAAAUUGAAUCUGAUUUAAAGAUAGAACCUAGUCUAUUUACUGCUGACUUUUCCGAUGAAAGAAGUUUUAAAUCACAAACCGGUUCUAUAAAGACUGAAUCUAUUGGUGAUAAUUCUCCUGGUGAAUCCCCUAUGUCACCUGAACGAAAAGAUAGUAUGUCGUCUUUGACUUCUGCUUCUAGUAAGGAAAAUGAAAUAAUUAUUAUUGAGCCUGAAGAUACUUCACCUGAAGAAUUGAAAAAACAAUUAUUUGAAUUAAAAAAGAAGUUGGCCGAAUCUGAAAGCAAUUUUCGAAAGAUUAAAAGAGUUAGUCAGAGAGCAUUCGAUGAUUUUAGAAUGGUUAAAGAAGAUUUUAAUACCGAAGUUACUUUGCGACGUAAAGCUGAAGAAAUUGUUGAAAGUUUGCGUUCUGAACUUGAGCUUCAACAUAAAACUUUAGAAGCUGCAAAAUUAGAUAGAGAACAUUUUGAAAAGAUUCUAAAAGAUUCAAAGUUAUCAAUGGACCAGCUGCAAUUAUUACAAAAUGAGUUGAAAGAAUUGAAUCUGCAAAAAGAGAUUGCAAUUAAUGAAUUAGAAGUAUUAACUAAAGAAAAGCAAGCUGGUCUUGCUGAGAACACUCCAAAUGUAUCAAAUAAUCUUCCAGGUUCUAUCGCAAAGCAUUUAUCAACCCAAUUUGAUUUAGUCAAACAAAAUUACCUGACCGAUAUUAAAUCACUUCAAAUGGAAAAGGACUCGUUAUUACAGGAAACAGAAGAACUUCGAAACAAACGAGACCAAUAUAGUGAGGAGAUGAAACUUCUAAACGCCAAGAAUUUGGAACUUAUUGAAAUGAACAAUGAACUAGUACGGCAGAUUGAAGUACAUAGUAAAGGAAAAGUUGCAAAUAAAAUUUUCAAAAAUAAUAAAACAUCUCCUUAUAUUGAUCCCGAAUGUACGGACGCUCCAAUUGUCUCUGUGCGGAACGUUGAUCGUCGUAAUAGUACAGUUGUUACGCAACCAAAAGUGUUCCAAUGGAUAGCUAGAAAAGGAAAAGGAAAAUUCAAUAAAUUUUUAGGAAGCGCACAUGUUAUUGGCUUGCCAGCACAUACUAAUGAUAACCGAGAAGAGGCGAAAAAGAAAAUGAUAAACCAAAUGUUUAUUAAUCAAGACGCUUAUCCAACUUAUCAUGGAGUGUCUACGGAACAUGAUAUUGAACACAAUAGUAUGUUUGGUCUUGAUCUUACAAAGCAGGCCGAAUUGGAUGGAGAUGAGGUGCCGUAUAUAGUAUUGAAGUGUAUAUUAGCCGUUGAACUUCGAGGAAUGGAUCUUGAAGGAAUUUACCGGAAAUCUGGUGGCGCUACGCAAAUGCGUGAAAUCAUAGCGGCUUUUGACCAAGGGAAAGAUUUUGAUCUAGAAACCCCUAAUCAAUUUAAUGAUAUCUGCGCGGUUACCAGCGUACUUAAACAUUAUUUGCGCGAACUACCAAAUCCUUUAUUAACAUUUGAAUUAUAUCAGGGUUUUCUAGAUUCAAUUGCUUUGGAAGAUGGUGAUGAAAAACUCGAAAAAUUCCGACAGCUUACGCAGAAAUUGCCAAAAGUUCACUAUUCUACUACAAGGCAUCUUAUGCUACAUUUGGACAGGGUCAGACAACAAGGUGCUGAUAACCGCAUGAAUGCUAAAAAUCUAUCUGUCGUAUUUGGGCCUACGUUGCUUCGCGGUCCAAAUCCUAGUAACGAAAUUUUCGACAUGAAUUCCAAAAACAUGAUAGUCGAAUACAUUAUUGAAAAUGUUAAUACACUUUUUCCAACACCAAGUAAUCAAAGUAAUCAGAAUAAUAUCGAAAGAAGAAAAGAUGGAUUCAUAUGA
Messenger RNA from Racocetra persica, 2820 nucleotides. The record is from the annotation of a GenBank genome assembly. Lineage: Eukaryota; Fungi; Glomeromycota; Glomeromycetes; Diversisporales; Gigasporaceae.